ACUCUUCACAGUUCACACAAAACACGCGCCUUCAUUCCCUUUCUGUAUCUAAUUUUAUUUUUAAUUAAAAGUUAAUUCAUUUGGUGUUUUUAUUUUCCUACUCAACUUUCUUUCUUGCCAAACAAACAGCCCAACCGGGUGAAAAGACAGAGAAGCAGAAAAACCCAUAUUGUUCAGCACAACAUAUUUAUUUACAAAGCCAUGAAAAGCUCUCAGAACAAUCCAGAAAGCUUCCACACCACCUGGGCGAUGACGAAGCUAAUGGUGUUUUCCCUUUUAAUCUUCCUCACCUACAUCUCUUACUCCAUUAAAUUCGUGUCACAUUCCAGUAAUUGUAAGGAAAAGCAAACUCUGAUUUUCACUCAUCAUCCGCAAUCGAUCGCCAUUUUCAAUUCGGACCCACCACCACCUCCCUUUGAGUCCCCCAAAACCAAUAUUUCGCAUAUCAUUUUCGGCAUUGCGGCUUCGGCCAAGCUCUGGAACCAGAGAAAGAAUUACAUCAAACUGUGGUGGAAGCCAGAUCGAAUGCGGGGAGUAGUUUGGCUAGACAAGGCUGUCAAGACACGAUCCGAAGACGAACCGAUUUUACCCCCUUUGAAGAUCUCGAGCAACACCACGAAGUUCAAGUAUAAGAACCCCAAAGGCCACCGGUCAGCGAUUCGGAUCUCGAGAAUAAUCUCCGAGACCUUGCGGCUUGGGGGGACGGAAGGGGUGAGGUGGUUCGUGAUGGGGGACGAUGACACCGUAUUCGUGGCUGAUAAUUUGGUUAGGGUUUUGCAGAAGUACGAUCAUGAGCAAUUUUAUUAUAUAGGGAGCUCAUCGGAGAGCCAUUUGCAGAAUAUUCACUUCUCGUAUAAUAUGGCUUAUGGCGGUGGUGGAUUCGCCAUCAGCUAUCCAUUAGCGAAGGAGCUCGAGAAAAUGCAGGACAGGUGUAUUCAAAGGUACCCUGGUUUGUACGGCUCCGAUGAUCGGAUUCAUGCUUGUAUGGCCGAACUCGGCGUCCCUCUCACCAAGGAACCGGGGUUUCACCAGUUUGACGUUUACGGCAGCUUGUUUGGGCUUCUGACGGCCCAUCCAAUCGCUCCCCUAGUCUCACUACACCACCUAGACGUAGUCCAGCCCAUAUUUCCGAACGCAAAUCGGGUAAAAGCCUUGGAAAGGCUGAAGGGCCCAAUGGAGCUGGACUCAGCUGGGCUGAUGCAGCAGUCUAUUUGCUACGACAAGAGGCGGAGCUGGACCAUAUCAGUGUCGUGGGGUUACGCGGUUCAAAUAUUUCGGGGGAUUUUUUCGGUGCGUGACAUGGAGAUGCCAGCUAGGACGUUCCUCAAUUGGUACCAAAGAGCUGACUACACGGGCUAUGCCUUCAACACCCGCCCUUUCAGCAGGAACACUUGUCAAAAACCCUUUCCCUAUUACUUGUCUAACACCACUCACGACCCGGAGUCGAACCGGAUCACUACCGUCUAUGUUCUCAAUCGGACAUCCAACAUGACUUGCCCAUGGAAAAUGGCGGAUCCUUCUCGGAUCCACACUGUCCAGGUCCACAAAAGACCCGACCCGAAUCUUUGGACUAAGGCUCCAAGGAGGAAUUGUUGCAGAAUAUUGCCAUCAAAGAAGACAGGCACUAUGAUAAUUGAUGUUGGAGUGUGCAAUGAAGAUGAAGUUGUAGAGUUACGGUGAAAGAGAUUAAAAUGUGGAAGUGGUGCAAGCUUCCGAUUUUUCUUUUUUUAAUUAUUUUUUUUCUUUACUCUUUUCAGAGAUUUACUUUUUGUUUUUUUUAUAUAUUUAUUUAUAAUAUUUAUAGAGUACCACACGUCCAAAGAUUUGCUUAAACUACCAUAGAUUCGAAAAAAUCUUUUUACGAAAGCGAACGUCCAAAGUUUAUUGGAGAAGCGCGAGUGGGCGGAGGAGUUCAAUUAUCCAGUAACCCAUUAGAUGGAGUUCAUCGCCUUCAAUUCUAUUCAUACUUGUUUAAGUUUUAAAAUGACCCUAAGAAUGAGUAUUAACAUAAGAUUAUCAAAUCCAAUCGCUAGAACCAUCAUUGUGAUCAAUUGACGGUAUACAUUACAUGUGGGUGCUCAAUUAUCCUUAAUAUUU
This is a messenger RNA of Humulus lupulus (European hop), 2097 nucleotides long. RefSeq lists its product as uncharacterized. The coding region runs from base 202 to 1680 and encodes 492 amino acids. Gene Ontology annotation, molecular function: acetylglucosaminyltransferase activity. The transcript is spliced from 3 exons. Lineage: Eukaryota; Viridiplantae; Streptophyta; Magnoliopsida; Rosales; Cannabaceae. The record is from RefSeq and is a predicted model, not a curated record.